AUGCCCCUCUGGCUCUUCACCCACAGUGCUGGCGCUUUCUCUGCUGAAGAGAAAGAGGAGCUCGCAAAGAAAAUCACACGACUUUACACCAAGAUCGGCCUUCCUGCCUUCUACGUCAAUACCCAAUUCUUCGAAAGGGGACCAUUCGACAUCUUUUGUGGUGAAGAGAGCCCCAAAAAGUUCACCACCAUCUCCAUCUACCACGUCGCCCGCGCUUUCCAAAAUGAGGCUCAGCGAGACAAGUUUCUCGAAAAGGUCGACGGCAUCCUCAACCCCAUGCUGAAGCCAAAGGGCAUGAGCUGGGAGUACUUCAUCCAGGAAUCUCCACGCGAGUACUGGAAGAUCAACGGCAUAAUCCCACCACCGACUGGAUCUGAGAUGGAGAAGAAGUGGCUUGCGGCCAAUAAACCCAUCGAAGAGGAUUCGGCAGUGCGUUCGAAGCUCUAA
Molecule: messenger RNA, 447 nt
Organism: Lasiodiplodia theobromae
Lineage: Eukaryota; Fungi; Ascomycota; Dothideomycetes; Botryosphaeriales; Botryosphaeriaceae
Exons: 1
Coding region: 1-447 (148 amino acids)
Source: RefSeq, a predicted model, not a curated record